CACAGGGAGGAGGCAGCCAGGGGGCGAGAGGAGCGAGACUGCUGGGUGUGUCACAGUGCACUGCGAGAGGCAGCCAGAGAGACAGGCUCCCCGUGCUAGGCAGGACCUGCGGUGAUCACUGAUAGUAGGCCAUGGGGGAUGUAAUAUCAAGUCACCUGGAUGAAGGAAGACGCCAGUACAUUGCAGAACGGACAGGAAAAUCGCUGGCAGAAUUUGGGAAGUUAUAUGAGGAGCAGUAUGGCGUUGCCUUGUUCAAUAGCGUCCGUUAUGAGAUUGAAGGCAAUGGAGGCCCACAGACACAACUACUGCAUCGGAAGAUCCCACUGAAAGACAGGGUGAUCUUUUCUGGUAACCUGUUCCAGUAUCUGGAUGACACAAAAAAGUGGAGGAACCGUUUCUGCCUUGUUCCUCACCACUAUGGACCAGUGCUUUACGAUAACAAAAUCGCUUAUGAGCGUGGCCUGCAGCCCCGAGCUGGCCUCAACUGUGCUGGGUACAGAGUCCUCACCAACCUGGAUCAGUACACAGAGUUGCUUAAUAACACAAUUUCAGGUGUUAAAGUGAAGGCGGGCAGUGCACCGAUGAAAUGUGCAACACCGUUCCCUGUAAUCCUGUGGCAUCCAUACUGCCGUCACUACCACUUCUGUUUUAUGACCGAGCGCGAGCAGCAGCGAUGGAGUGCCGUAUUCCAGGACUGUGUACGUCACUGCAACAAUGCUAUUCCUGAAGAAGCUCGAGUGGAAUCGGCAGCUUUUACAGAUUCUGUGAGGCUCUAUAGGCAAGCACGCGAUCAGUAUGGCACCUGGGACAUGCUGUGCGGAAACCAAGUGCAGGUCCUCAGUAAUCUAGUGAUGGAGGACCUUAUUCCUGACCUGAAAAACAUCAUCGCACCCAAACUACGGGGCAAACCCCAAGAACGGCAGAGGGCCUGGUUGAUGAUUUCCGACACAGUGUACCGGAUGGUGCAUGAGCAGGCACGUCAGUUUUAUGAGGGACUGGAAAAGAGAUGUGGCGACAGGAGAGCACAGAUGGAGAGUCAGAUACGAACGGACAUGGACCAGAUCAUCGCCUGCAAGGAGCAUGUGUCUAACAAGAUCCGAGCUGCAGUGCUGCCGAAAGCCGAACUGUGCGUGAGAAACCAUGUCCAGUCCCACAUCCCAUCUAUCCUGGAAGCUCUGAUGGUGCCAACAAGUCAAGGUUUUUCUGAAGUACGAGAACUGGUCUUCACCGAGGCCACAGAAAUGAACAAGAACCUGGUGAAUGAGGGAGGACAGGACAAGCUGGGCGAGCAUAUGGAGAAAAUAUCCCAGCUGGCCUAUCAUCCGAUCAAAAUGCAGCAGUGCUAUGAGAAGAUGGAUCAUCUGAACCUGGAAGGUCUGCAGCAGAGGUUUGAUGUGGGGAGUCCGUCUGUUUUCAAGCAGAGGGCCCAGAUUCUCAUGAGAGAGCAAACAGACAACGCAGUUUUCACCUUUGAGCAGCUUAUCCAUCAGGAGCUGGCCAAGUCUGAAGGAACAGAGAACCUGUGCAGAGACAUCCAGCGUAUAUUAGAACGCGUCCUCAAGAAAUACGAUUACGACAGCAGCACUGUCCGGAAGAAAUUCUUCCAAGAAGCGUUACUACAGAUCAUCAUCCCGUUUCUACUGAAGAAGCUGGCUCCAACCUGCAAAUCCGAGUUACCCCGUUACCAGGAGCUUAUAUUUGAGGAGCUGUCCCGGUUUGUGCUGGUGGAAAAUGUUUAUGAAGAAGUUGUGCUACAGACCAUAAUGAGAGAUAUUAUGCAAGCGGUUAAGGAUGCUGCCACUCAGCGCAAACACAACUUGUACCGGGAUAGUAUGGUGAUGCACAACAGUGACCCCAACCUUCACCUUCUUGGUGAGGGGCCUCCCAUUAAUUGGACUGAUGAAUAUGCCGAUGGUACAGAACAUGCAGGAGAACGCCAUGGCAGGUCUCGCCAAGUGGUCUCUAUUAUUCAAGACGAUGACGCGCCAGAAUACUUAGAAUCCUGCCAGGAGGCUCCAGCCCACGAAGGCAUCCCCGAGGAACCAGCAGCUAGUGACGUGUACGCAAUCCGCAGCAUGCUGGUCAAAGAGUUUGACGUUAAAGUUCCAGCCAAGGACACUGCAGAAAGUUCUGAAGAAGAGGUAACACCCGCAAUCCAGUCACACACACAGCAAGCGAAACAGGCCGAGCAUCAGGGGCCACAAACAGAAAGGUAUGCUUCACCUCACGAGCAAUACGAAGACAAGCCGGAUCACAGUCACGCAGAGGAGAUGUCGUCACACCACUGUGUGCCAGCUGACCACAGUGUAGAGACAGCUCCAGAAAAUGAGCAAGUGCAAGAAUAUCACAGAGUGACAGAAGUCUUAGACAAGGAUGAGCACGAAGAUGUUCAGCCUGAACAGGAGGAACGGCCACAGGCGACAAGUGACCAUUUCGUCGUAGACCAACAUAAAAAUGUCCAGGAGGAGCAAUCUGAAGUUCAUGAGAACAUGGCCUCUCAUCAGGAGCCGGUAGUAGCACAUGACGGGAUUAAAGCAGAAGACCACACACAAUGGCUAUCCCAUCCCCAGACGUCACAGGAGGUAACUUCAUCCCUCGUCAGCCCUACAGAAGAAAGCUUAGCACAGGCGAUACAGUCUCCUACAACACAUUUAGUACAUUCCACUCCUGACGAUAGUGGAUUCCAGUCACCCAUGAGCGAGGAGGAAGAGGAAGGCGAAGGGUACCGAGAAAUCCCUAUACCUGCCCCAAGAAAGCGUGAUGAAAUCAUCACCCCAUUCUAAGUACCAGUGAUAUGGGACUGAGGCUGUAAAAUGAACUUCUAUGGAGGGCAGAAGCAGCACCUAGCUCUCCUUCCUUUUGGCACAAAACUACUUAUUUAAAUGCUUUUUGGCUCUGCUCCUCUCUGUUGUGCCAGGGCUGGUAUUUUUUUUAUUUUUUUUGCUCCCCCCCCACCCCUACCUUUUAGAACUUAUUCACCAGCACACGUCACUGCACCUCAACAUUACACUGCAGCUGUAUACUGACCUAUCUGAUCACCAAGCCAGCCGCUAAACCUCACACCCACCAUGAUGGUCAUAGCCCUAGAACGCUCUCUCUAACGUGGUGUCCCCUUGUGCACACGUCCAUUACUGCCACCUAUCGUUUACACGUUCUUCUCAGACUGCACAGACUUGUAUUAACACUAACCCAAACGGCAGCUUCAGGGUCUCCCUCUUAUGCUGCAAUGGUUUUACACAGAUUGGGAAAGUCACAUCCACUUAGUUUUGCCAAGAAGAGAUACCUAGGUAUAAAAAAAAGGUUUUCCCGGACAUCCUAUGGCAGCACAGCUGUGCGAGUCCCAUGUGUGAUUGUGCUGCCUACGGACUACAGGAGGUUAAAAUUUCAGGUAGCUAAAUUUUCAUUUUCCUGGACGUCCUACGGCAGUACAGUCACAAAUGGGACCUAUAAAGAGGUGCUGCCUGCGGACUACAGGAAAUGAAUAUUUCAGGGAAAUAAAUUUUCGUUACACUUCACAAGUCCUUACCUCCUGAGUCUUUAUCCUUGAGGUAUCUUUACUGGUUCCCAUUUCGUCACGCUGGCCGAG
This is a messenger RNA of Bufo bufo (common toad), 3586 nucleotides long. It is a transcript of the gene NIBAN2, whose product is annotated as niban apoptosis regulator 2. Bases 132 to 2783 code for a protein of 883 amino acids. The record is from RefSeq and is a predicted model, not a curated record. Lineage: Eukaryota; Metazoa; Chordata; Amphibia; Anura; Bufonidae. The transcript is spliced from 15 exons.